AUGAUCUCUGCCGAUACAAUUUCCAAAAAGGAUUUCGAUCAACACCUGGCCCAGUACCCCUCUGUCAUUGAAGCCACUUCAGCCUCCAAGCCGGCCAAACCAGGCCAGAAAUCUUUGCAGGAGCUCGAUCAGUAUCGCUACGAUACGGCGCCCGGCUUAUUUUCACCAGAUGGCGACGGCUCUGUCAUGGACCUUGAUGCUAUCAAGGCUCUGGUUGAGUGGAAACUUCGCCAUGGGAAAUUUCGUCCAACCCUGAUGAGCCUGGUUUCCUCCAAUCCCAACGACUUUGUAAAUGAGAUCGUACAGGAGGCAACUCAGCUUUACAAGGAGACCAAGUCAAUCCCUGCAAGUCUCGCUAAAUGGACCAAGCUGAAAGGGAUUGGCCCCGCAACCGCCUCUCUUUUGUUAUCUGUCCAUGAUCCGGAGCAUGCCAUCUUUUUCUCGGAUGAAGCCUUUUACUGGUUAUGCGGCCAGGGGGGGAAACUCUCCAUCAAGUAUAACGUCAAAGAGUACCAAGAGCUUUGUCAGCAUGCAGAAGCCCUUAGAGGAAGACUCGGAGUAUCUGCCACGGACAUUGAGAAGGUGGCCUUUGUCUUAAUGAGACACCCUAGCAAUGAUGCCAAGCUAGACUCCUCAGGCACCAAACCAAUCGGUUCAAAGUCCGUGUCAGCAAAGCGAAAGGAAACCGUUGGCCCUGACCCGACGAAGGCGACCGUCAGGCGAUCGAAGAGAAUCAAAUCGUAG
Molecule: messenger RNA, 744 nt
Organism: Clonostachys solani
Lineage: Eukaryota; Fungi; Ascomycota; Sordariomycetes; Hypocreales; Bionectriaceae
Source: the annotation of a GenBank genome assembly